Gadus macrocephalus (Pacific cod) is the source of this 8884-nucleotide messenger RNA. It is a transcript of the gene ptpn13, whose product is annotated as protein tyrosine phosphatase non-receptor type 13. The record is from RefSeq and is a predicted model, not a curated record. Bases 407 to 8311 code for a protein of 2634 amino acids. NCBI's taxonomy places the organism in Eukaryota, Metazoa, Chordata, Actinopteri, Gadiformes, Gadidae. Gene Ontology annotation, molecular function: protein tyrosine phosphatase activity; phosphatidylinositol 3-kinase regulatory subunit binding. The transcript is spliced from 48 exons. Gene Ontology annotation, biological process: peptidyl-tyrosine dephosphorylation. Gene Ontology annotation, cellular component: cytoplasm; cytoskeleton; nucleus.
CAGAGGGAGGAGGAGGGGUUAAACAGCUCUCUGUACGGCAACACGAAAAAAUGGUAACUUGGCCGCCACGGAUAGAAAAGGGAAGGCUGAAAUAGUGCCCAGUGCGGCUUUAAGUGAACCUUUCCAAGAACAAUUAUACACGUUACUGCUCGCGUCGACACACACUCACACGUUACCGCUGGGUGGAGGGCUAACACGUCGCCUCGAGUAGGGGGGUUUGUACCCUGGUUGUUGGGGAGAAAAAGGUAAACCUGUUGCUGCUCCGCACAGAGCUCCUCCAACUCUCAAGAUGUUGCAUUGUGGAUGGGAUGGCGUUGGGGCUCGUCGGUCUGCCCGCUCCUGAGCCUGUUCGGAGUACGAGCCGCUCUUCCUCCAGCUCGUUUCUGACCUACCCUGCCCCGGGAAGAUGCAUGUGUCCCUGGCCGAGGCCCUGGAGGUCCGCGGGGGCCCGCUCCAGGAGGACGAGGUCUGGGCAGUGCUCAGCCAGAGCGCAGAGAGCCUCCACGAGCUCUUCCACAAAGACCCCUCAGCCAUGGGCUUCAUCAUCUCCCCCUGGUCCCUGCUGCUCAUGCCCUCGGGGAACAUCUCCUUCACCGAUGAGAACGUCACCCAGCAGGACCUGAGGGCCUUCACGGCCCCCGAGGUCCUUGAGGGGAUCCCCUUGGCCUCCGUCUCGGACAUAGAGAAGAUGCACAUGUACUCACUGGGGAUGACCCUGUUCUGGGGAGCGGACUACCAGAUCCCCCACAGCCAGCCCAUGAAGCUGGGCGAGCACCUCAACAGCCUGCUCCUCAACAUGUGUGACGACAUCACGCUCAGCCGCAUGUCGGUGCGCACCGUGCUGGACAUCUGCAGCAAGCACAUCCGCAACUCGUCCUGCGAGCCGCCCUUCGCCUACGUCAGGAAGCUGGUCCGCCUGGUGCUCGGCAGCCUCUCCCAGCUGGACGGCCUGCUGACGGACAGAGAGUCUCUGCCGGAGCGCAGCAAGGAGAUCCGGGAGAGGCUGCGGGGGAAAGGUCUGCCCUCCGGGCGGGGUGCCGCCUCCAGGGUCCUGGAGCGCUACCGCGUGCGCACCCAGGAGCAGGCCUCUCUGAACCGGGGCAUGAGCCGCUCCAUGAGCUCCCUCCCCCUCCUGGACCCGCAGAGCCAGGACGAGACCUACCCCCUGCAGUACUCCCCGUCGGACUACCCCCCCCACCCCCAGGACCCCCUGCACCUCCUCCACCACCCCCACCACCACCAGCACCACCACCAGGGCUCCGAGUCCACCUCGGACCUCUACUCCACGGGCCAGCCGCUCCGGGGCCAGCGCUCCCAGCCCCACCUGCACGCCUUCCAGCCCCAGCUGCGCCCGCGGCCCGUGGAGCUGGACCAGCGCUCGCUGCAGUACUCCGGGCUGCCCCGCAAGACGUGGGCGUCGUCCGUGGAUCUGGCGUGCAUCGACCCCGACGCCCUGCGCUUCGGGGCGCUGGAGGACGCGCGCCGCGGCAGCAGCGCCCUCAGCACCCAGUCGGUGGGCCGGCGGCGGGCGUCCGCGGCCCGGCCGGCGCCCGCCGACGCAGAGGCCCGCUACUCGGAGUUUGGCGGCGGCCUCGGCCUGGGCGGCGGUGGCGGCGGCGGCGGAGGGCUGAAGGGCAGGAAGCCCCAGCACCACCGCUCGGCCCAGUCGGUGGCUCUGACGGGGGCCUACGACCGGAUCAAGGAGAAGCAGAGGAAGCUGCAGGUGCUGAGGCAGGCCAUAGAUGACCCGCUCCACACCCACCAGCGUUACCACAGCGACUACAGCUCGUCCAGCGAGAGCCCCUCCGUCACCUCCUCCGACCCCGAGUACAGACAAGUUAAGAAACCGGAGGAGGGUGUGAGGCGGUACGGGUCCCAGGCGGCCCUCGCCGACCACGACGCUCUGUCCCUGGCCAGCCACAAUGCAUACAGGCACAGGCUGUACGAUGGGCCGGCGUCAGACGAGGGUCUGGCGGGGGCGGAGCUUCUCCUGCGCAGCCAGGAGGAGGAGGUGCAGCGGCUGCAGGCCCACCUGGCCGUCAGGCUGUCCCGGGCCAACCUCUACAUGCCUGACGAGAUGUCGCCGGCGUCCCGCGCCUCGGUGGCGGACCUCCAGGGGGACCCCUUCAGCACGCCCACGCACGGCCAGCGCAAGGCCAAGUCUUUCUACGGCCCUGAGUUCGUGAAGAUGACGAGCGAGCCUUGUGUCUCCUUGACGGUGCCCUCGUCCAUCAUGAAGAGAGGCAAGGGCGAGGAGGUCCAGAGGAAGGUGGGGGUGGCGCUGCUGAACGGGCAGCGCUUGGAGCUGGGCUGCGACCUCAAGGCCGUGUGUAAAGACGUGCUGGACAUGGUGGUGGCGCACGUGGGGCUGGUGGAGCACCACCUGUUUGGCCUGGCCUACCUCAAAGAUAACGAGUUCUUCUUCGUGGAUCCUGAUGCCAAACUGACCAAGGUGGCCCCAGAGGGCUGGAAGGAGGAACCCAAGAAGAAGAAGUCUGACGUCCCCUUCAACCUGUUCCUACGCAUCAAGUUCUUCGUGGACGACGUCAGCUUCAUACAGCAUGUGAUGACGAAACACCAGUACUACCUUCAGCUGCGGAAGGACAUCCUGGAGGAGAGGCUGCGCUGCGACACGGAGAACGCCAUGCUGCUGGCCUCUCUGGCCCUGCAGGCAGAGUUCAGCGACUACCAGCCCGAGCUGCAUGGGAAGACGUACUUCAGGCUGGAGCACUACCUGUCCGUGUCGGUGCUGGAUAAGCUGGAGCAGGCGGCCGUCAAGGAGAAGCUGCCCAGGCUCCACAGCAACUACUACGGGGUACCCGAGGGCCAGGCCGAGCUGGAGUUCCUCAAGGUGAGCCAGCGGCUGACGGAAUACGGGGUGCACUUCCACCGCGUGCUCCCGGAGAAGCGCUCCCAGACGGGCAUCAUGCUGGGCGUCUACUCCAAGGGGGCGCUCAUCUUCGAGGUGCUCAACGCCAACCGCACCCCCGUGCUGAGGUUUCCCUGGCGGGACACCAAGAAGAUCUCCUUCACGAAGAAGAAGAUCUGCCUCCAGAACAUGUCUGACGGCAUCAAGCACCUGUUCCAGACGGACAGCAACAAGACGUGCCAGUACCUGCUGCAGCUGUGCUCAGACCAGCACAAGUUCCACCUGCAGAUGAAGGCCCGGCAGAACAACCAGGAGCAACAGGAACUCGAGAACAGCCCCAUGGCCAGCAUGCAGUACUCCCUGGACCCCCAGGGGGAGCCCCUGAGCCGGGCGGGCGGCCCCGGCAGCCUGACCCCCAGCUCCACACGCUCGGACCCCGAGCUCUUCAAGAGGAUCUCGUACUCGGAGGCGGCGCUCCACAAGGCGCUCUCGGGCCAGCUCACCCCCCAGGACGAGCCCCCGCUCUUCCCGGGCUUCGUCCCGGCCUCCUCCUCCUCCUCUUCCUCCUCGGCCAUGCACACCAACCCCCGCCUGAUGAGCCGCUCCCACCACAACCUGGGCCAGGUGCCCGAGUCCCCGGAGCACCGUGCCGCCGCCGCCGCCCUGGGGCUGGCUGCCGGUGGUGGGGGGGGGGUGUUGGGCUCCCAUGGAGGCCUGGGCCCAGCGCUGUACCAGCAGAAGCAGCCCUACCAGCAGCACCAGCGCACCAGCUCCCACACAGACUCCCUGUCCUUCUCCGGGACGCACCCGCAGGACAAAGGGUUUGGCCCCGCCCCCACCAGCAGCAGCCCUCUCUGGAACGCCGGGCGGUUCCAGAAGGAACCGGACUCGGCAGACGACGCCGCGGGCCAGGCCUACGUUGUAGAACCCCUCAAGAAAAAGCUCAAUGCCCUGCCAUCGCCCGAGAGAGAGAUCAAAACCGUCAACCUGAAGAAAGACGUUAAAUACGGCCUGGGCUUCCAGAUCACGGGGGGAGAGGACUCUGGUCGGAUGGACCUGGGGACCAUCGUCAGCGCCAUCACCCCAGGAGGCCCGGCGGACCUCAACAGCUGCCUCAAACCCGGCGACCGGCUGCUCUCGGUGAACAACGUGAGCCUGGAGGGCCUCCCGCACGCCGCCGCCGUGGAGGUCCUGCAGAGCGCCCCUGAUGACAUCACGCUGGUGGUGUCCCAGCCCAAGGAGAGCCUCUACCAAGGAACACCCUUGGCCUAUGGUGCAUACCAGGCCGCGCCAUCGGUCAAAGUUCCUUCCUCCCUCCAGAGGCAGACACUUGACCUCGACUCUUCCUCGGAGGAACUCGCGGGCGCAGAAAGCCCCCGGGCCCAUCCCCGCUCCCACGCCGCUGCCCCCCACGCGCCCACCCCUCCUCCGUCCUCCGCCUCCCCUCUCCGCCACAACACCAGCUGGAGCUCCCAGGACUCCAGGGCCAGCAGCAGCAACGCCAGCCACUUCCCCGCGAAGCCCACCACCACGCCCAACGGAAUCCUCCAGAAGCUGGUGAAGCUGGAGGCGGAGGGGAGCGUCGCCCUCGACCCAUCGAGUCCCAACCAGCAGGGCACAGCAGAAGCCGGGCCCGUGGUCCCGGAGGCACUGCCGCCCGCCCUCCCGCCGAAAACCAGGAAGGCCAAAGUCCCGGAGGCGCCCAAGGUGACGGAAACCUCGGACUGGGGGGACUCGGACAUGGACGAGGACACCUGCUCUAGUGGUCCCGAGAAACGGGGGCUGGGAAAGGACGCGUACGGCAGUGCAGAGCACUUAAGUGGUAAAGGCCCAGGGGUCAGUAGUCUCCUCCCGGGAGAUCUAUUUGACGUUGAGCUGUCCAAACAGGACAGCGGCCUGGGCAUAAGUGUCACGGUACUGUUCGGCAAGGGCGGGGUCAACACGACUGUCCGUCACGGGGGAAUCUAUAUUAAAGCCAUCAUACCGAAUGGAGCCGCGGAGAUGGAUGGCAGAAUACAGAAAGGUGACCGCGUGGUGGCGGUGAACGGUAGAAGCUUGGAGGGGGCCACGCACGCCGAGGCAGUAGAGGCCCUCAGAGACACCAAGAAGAGCGUGCACUUGCUGCUGGAGAAGGGCCAGCCGCCGACGGACAGCGUGCACGCCCCUCUCACGCCACGCUGCACGCCCCCCAAAGUCCGCGACCGCGCCCCGCCCAAGACCGCCCCGCCCAAGACCGCCCCGCCCAAGACCCCCCCGCCCAAGACCCCCCCGCCGUACGGCUUCGUCACCGACGACAACGUGUUCGACGUGUGCCUGCUGAAGAACACCUCGGGCCUGGGCUUCAGCUUCAGCCGCGAGGACCGCGUCCCGGGCGAGACCCCCGGCGCCUCCAGCAUGGUCCGGGUCAAGAAGCUGUUCCCCGGGCAACCGGCGGCGGAGAGCGGCCGGGUCAACGUGGGCGACGUCAUCCUGCGCGUCAACAAGACCUCCCUCAAGGGGCUCUCCCAGCAUGAGGUGAUCUCUGCUCUGCGGGGGGCCGGCCAGGAGGUGGUGUUACACCUCUGCAGGCCUGAACCUGGCCUUCUCCCGGACAUGGACGCCUCCAUCUUGACCCCCAAACCCUCCCCCCGCAAGGAGCUGUCAGUCCCCAGGCCCCAGCCCAGCCCCAGACUGGCCCGGACGUCCUCCCCCAGCCAGGGGGAGCCCUCGGGGGGGCUGGGCCCCGUGCAGGAGGCCCUGGAGCGGCUCCUGCAGCACAAGAACCCCGGGCGGCGCAACAGCUACAGCGACAGCACGGAGGAGGGCGGGGACGAGGAGGAGGAGGAGGCCUUCAGCCCCGAGCGCAGCCGGCUGGAGGGCUGGGACAACAGCAUCUACAAGACCCCCAGCGGUACCCUGGGGGGGGGCAGGGGCCGCUUCGAGGGCCCCGGGCCCCUGGAUGACAGCACCCACUCGGCCUUCUACUCCCCGAACCUGUCCAUGGAGCGGUCCAGUCUGUCCAGCCGCAGGGUUCACUCCCCUCUGUCCGCUGAGCUGGAGUCUCCCACCCAGCCCAUGAUGUCCUCCCCCACGUCCCCCAGCCCCGACCCCCUGCCUCCCCCGCUCCCCUUACCCCUCAACCUCACCAUACCCGGGAACGGACAGGACAUGGACGACCUGGUCCCGGAGGUGGAGCUGAAGGUGUCCCUGGUGAAGUCGGAGAAGGGCAGCCUGGGCUUCACCCUGACCAAGGGCAACGACCAGGGCUGCUACAUCCACGACAUCAUCCAGGACCCGGCCAGAGGGGACGGACGGCUGCGAUCUGGAGACCGCAUGAUCACCGUGAACAACACGGACGUGUCCAGCAUGGGCCACACGGAGGUGGUGAACCUGGUGCGGGCCGCCCCGGCCGUGGUGGACCUGACGGUGGGCCGCGUCCUGGAGGCCCCCAAGGGCCCCGUCGAGGCCCACCUGCUCCCCGACAUCUGCUUCAGCGGCGACACGGAGACACUCGGCCUGGUGCUGGACGGGGGCUGCGACAGCCCGUACGGCGUGCUGUUCGUCAAGGAGCUGCUGCCGGGCUCCCUGGCCGCGUCGGAGGGCAGCCUGCGGCCCCUGGACCUGGUGCACUACAUCAACGGGGCCCCCGUGCAGGAGCUGACGCUGAGCGAGAGCCGCCGACUGAUGGAGCUGAAGCCCAGCGAGCUCACGCUGAAGGCCACCAGGGAUGGGAAGGCGGUUACUCCUGGGCUUCAGAAAAGCGUUUCGUUUCUCAACAACAACGUGAGCGCCAACGUCUCAAACAGCAUGAAUGGUUUUCUGCAAGGGAGUGACCAUAGCGAAGAAGACUGCCUGUCAACACUUUGUCCGAUAGAGGAGGAGAUCACCAGGCUGCAGUUGGACAAGCCGCCAGAAGGGGGCCUGGGCUUCUCCGUGAUUGGAGGGGAGAGGGGCAUCUUCGUUAAGUCCGUGACCCCGGGGGGCUUGGCCGACGCCUCGACCAAGCUCCGGGUGGGAGACCGCCUGCUACGGGUGAACGAGGAGCUGAUGACGGGCGUGUCCCACACCAAGGCGGUGACCACCAUCCGCCGGGCCAAGGGCCUGGUGCAGCUGGUAGUGAGCCGGCCCCCGGACCACCACCCCAGCCCCUACCUCAGCUACCUGCCCAUCACCUCGGACAAGUGCAACGGCAACGCAGAUGUGAGUGAAGACAGUGGAGUCAAGACCAAGAUGGGUACCCCGCGGGACGGCCUUCCUUCCAUACCCCCAAUAGACUACGACCAGGGCGGCGCCGGGGGCCGGAGGGGCAGCGAGCAGACCACCGAGCUGUCGGAGGACACGGACUGCGACGGCUCCUCUCUACCUGAGGACUCACCUGAGGGCUCCCGGAAAGUGGACUGGAAAGAGGAGAGUGUGGAUGACCUGAUGAACGAGAACUACCUGCAGAUGAGCGCGGGGCAGCCCGAGGAAGACGCCAUCACGUGGGGCAGUGACGAGCUUCCCAUGGAAGACAUGAGCAGGCCGGACGACGGGCCCAUCAUCAGCGAGGACCAGCUGACCUCGCUGCCCCUGGUCAAGGUGGUCCCAGACGGUCAGUACACGGGGACCCAUCUCAACGCCGUGGUCCGCAUGAUGAGGGGGCUGCUGGAGCAGAAGGUCCCCCUGCAGGAGUUUGAGAAUCUCCAGAACCUUCAGCCGCUGGACGACUGUUUGAUAGGUCAAACCAAGGAGAACAAGAAGAAGAAUCGCUACAAGAACAUUGUUCCAUUCGAUUCGACGCGAGUGACCCUGGGCCAGGAUGGCGGCUACAUCAACGCCAACUUCAUCACCAUGGCGGUGAAGGACGAGAGCUACCCGUUCAUCGCCUGCCAGGGCCCCCUGCCCACCACGCUGGGGGACUUCUGGCAGAUGGUGUGGGAGCAGAAGGCCAACGUCAUCGCCAUGAUGACCCAGGAGGUGGAGGGCGGCAAGGUCAAGUGCCAGCGCUACUGGCCCGACACGCCCGGCACCUCGGAGAUGGUGGACGAGAGGCUACAGGUCACGCUGGUGAAGGACCAGUACCUGGAGAACUUUGUCAUCCGCUUCAUCGAGGUCAAGGACAUGCAGACCAACGAGAUCCAGCGGGUCACCCACCUGAACUACACGGGCUGGCCCGACCACGGCACGCCCUCGCAGCCCUCCCACCUGCUCACCUUCAUCUCCUACAUGAGGCACAUCCACCAGUCGGGCCCCGUCAUCACGCACUGCAGCGCGGGCAUCGGCCGCUCGGGGACCCUGAUCUGCAUCGACGUGGUGCUGGGGCUCAUCAGCAAGGACACCGACUUUGACAUUUCAGACGUUGUGAGGAACAUGAGGCUUCAACGACAGGGAAUGGUCCAAACCGAGGAACAAUAUAUUUUCUGCUAUCAGGUGAUUUUAUACGUGCUCAGAUGUCUUCAAGCUGAGGAGAAGCUCUCAGGAUAGCAUGGAGACCUUCUACCUGCCACACCUUGUACAGAACAUUCUUUCGCCCCCCCUACCCCGUUUCCUGCGAGAAAGCAAAGACACAAAUACGGGGGACGGUUGACAUAGGCAGAUAUGGCCAAAACUACAGUGGAACAUUUUUAAUGCAUUCGUUUAGGUUAGCGUAAAUCCCAGAGUCAAAUCUAUAUUUGUAUGUCUUCUUACCCGGCUGCUACUUCCUCCUCGAUGCAUUCAUGAGAACGGAUGAUUGUAUGUUUUUAUCUUUUUAUUGUCACCCUUAAGAGAACAGCAAUGUUUUCUUACCGGAAUACUUGGAUAUUAUGAAAUAGUUAUGAAAGCGAUGAAUGAAUACAUAUUUUAUGUGGAACAAAAUUAUACUUUUGUGCAUUUUUAAUCUUAUUUGAUGCUGGAAUUUGCCUUGACAGAAUACUACGACAGUAUUUGCUUUGUAAAUCUUAUUAUACAGUAAUUGCCGACUGCCUGCGGUGAUGAUAUUAAAUGUGUACAUAUUCAUCUCAUGAAAAUUAAACUGUGGAUAGGUUUUGAAUGUAAUUUUAUAAAGGGUUGAUAAUU